GAUUAAACAUUCAAAUUGUAAUUAUUAUUAGUACAGUAGUGAACGGUAGAAGUAGAUUCAAAAACAAAAAUCUUAAGCCCAUUCAAAUAAAUUUCAAUGUAAAUUAAUAAAGAAACAAAUCCGAAACAAAUAUUAUACAUUCCAAUUUUAUUUAAAUAAGUGUAUUAGCAAAAAAAUCUAAAUGUCGCAUAGGUCAAGUUUUCAACUUAACGAUUUAUUUCCAAGGGAAAUAGAUAUCGAAGUGUGUUUAAAAACCUUAAGGAUAUAUCAAAAACUUGAAGGCGACGUGAAUUGUGUUGUUUGGGAUGCAUCUUUAGUCCUUGCAAAAUAUCUAGAGACUAAGUGUUUUCAUAAACCGGAUUUUUUGAGUGGUGUAAGAGUUCUUGAAUUGGGAUCAGGUCUUGGUGUUGUGGGACUCACUGCUGCUACUCUCGGGGCUCAAGUAACACUGACAGAUUUACCAGAGGCACUUCCUUUAUUACGGUUAAAUAUUGCGGAAAAUAAAUCAAAGAUAGCUAGUAUGGGUGGAUAUGCUAUUGCAGAAUCAUUAGUAUGGGGAGAUAAAAACUCUGAUAUCCAUAAACAGGAAUUUGAUAUGAUUUUGUUAGCUGAUUGCAUUUAUUAUGAAGAUGCAUUGAAUCCUCUAUUUGAGACAUUACAAAGUUUAAACAACUCUGUGAACAAAAAGCCAACUAUCUACUUAACCCAAGAGUUAAGAGACACGGAACUUCAAAAGAAGUUGUGGAAAACAUUCUAUGAAAAACUGACAGAGUUUUUCUACAUUGAGAGUAUCCCUGAAGAACAGCAACACGUUAACUAUAGAAGUUCUGAUAUAAUACUCUUGAAAAUGACCAAAAAAUGAUAUUUAUAUAGUUAUGAUUUAUUGUAAAGGACUGUUAAUGUGGCCAAAUUAUUUAUGCUCUCAAUUUACAAGUAAUGGAAUAGAAUAAGUUUAUCUGUAUAUUAAGAAUCACUUUCCUAAUUAAUAUUUUACUUCAAUUUAGAUUUAAUUUUUAUUGUAUAAAUUGUAUGUAAGUGUUAAAAAUCAGAAUUUAGUUUUAGGAAUUCUAAUAAAUAGUCUAUGGUACAGGUAUUUAAAAUUUAAACCAAAGACUAGAUAAGUGAUUAUUUGUAAGUU
This is a messenger RNA of Zerene cesonia (dogface butterfly), 1138 nucleotides long. Its product is annotated as protein-lysine methyltransferase METTL21D-like. Gene Ontology annotation, molecular function: protein-lysine N-methyltransferase activity. The record is from RefSeq and is a predicted model, not a curated record. Gene Ontology annotation, biological process: peptidyl-lysine methylation. Bases 182 to 862 code for a protein of 226 amino acids. Gene Ontology annotation, cellular component: cytoplasm; cytosol. The transcript has 3 exons. Lineage: Eukaryota; Metazoa; Arthropoda; Insecta; Lepidoptera; Pieridae.